AUGGCGGUCUCCGACGACGUCCUCCGCGAGAUCCUGGUCCGAUUGAACGACGCGGCCGACCUCUUCCGCUGCGCCACCACGUGCAAGCGAUGGUGCGGCCUUGUCGCCGAUCCAUCCUUCCUACGUCUCCGGUGGCCGGAGCACGCCCGCCCAUCCUUCGCUGGAUUGUUCAUCAAGGACCGGGGCCGUUAUCAAGGGGCCAAGGUGCUGGUCCCGAUGCCGUCGUCGGAGCUGGGCCCUCGGCGCCGUGCCCUCAGCUCCUUCGUGCCCGGUGACUCCGCAGACCUAUUACACCAUGCGGUGCCGCUGUGCUCAAGUCGUGGUCUCCUUCUCGUGCGGCUCGCCUCCCAGAGUGCCGCGGGCCGUAGCGGCUACGCCAUCGUGACUGGCACGGACUAUUGUUCCGGCGACGACGAGCAACCACCGGGAAAUUCGUCCUUCUUCAAAGUGAUAAUCAUCACCGUCAACUACACGGACAAUCUGACGUUCCAUGUUAACAUGUUCUCCUCCCAUGAAGCGAGUUGGGGUAUGGGCACAGUGUGCUUCAAGGGUACCAUACAUGCCACCGGGUCAUUUUGUCAUAGCGAUGCAGUUAUGCGCCACGGAACCGCGCACUGGUUAUUUCGUGAUGGGAGAGCACGGAAUUUCUGUCUUCUUAAACUGAAGAACCAGGACGACCAUGUCUCCCUCGCGAUCACGAGGCUCCCUGUCUCGUUGAUGACUGGAGUAGGUUACCCGUGCCUUAGCUUAGCCACUGAUGGCACGCUCUCGGUGCUACAGAUGAAAGAGACAAGUUCCCAGCUAGAGAUAUGGAAACUACAAAAGGACCAACAGAGUGCGGAUACUACCUCAGAAUGGCUCUUCACACAGAGGAUCGAGCUAAUGCAUCCUAGGAAGGACACUCAAGGAGGAGAAAGAUUCUACAUACUCGCAGAGAAGUGUGGCAAAUUGCUUGUCAAGGACACGCGCGAACGUGUGUACACCGGUGACCUUCAGACUGGGGCAAUGGAGGAGGUGGUAGACUGGCCUCGCACACGCCACACCAGCACUCCGAAUGUCAUGCCCUUGGAGUUGGAUUGGGCGGCCUUCUUUGUUUCUCGUCUCGGUACCAUUAGCAACUCCGACAUUCCUGUGUCAUCUCCAAGUGGAGAGGGAAGUUCAAGAAAAAGAGGGCAAUGCGGCGGAGGAGGCGGCGGAAAGACUCGUGACUGCGGCGAGGUGACAGAUGGAUGA
This is a messenger RNA of Triticum turgidum subsp. durum (durum wheat), 1233 nucleotides long. NCBI's taxonomy places the organism in Eukaryota, Viridiplantae, Streptophyta, Magnoliopsida, Poales, Poaceae. The record is from the annotation of a GenBank genome assembly.